Molecule: messenger RNA, 2724 nt
Organism: Bombus pyrosoma
Lineage: Eukaryota; Metazoa; Arthropoda; Insecta; Hymenoptera; Apidae
Product: tubulin alpha chain-like
Exons: 4
Coding region: 749-2077 (442 amino acids)
Biological process (GO): mitotic cell cycle; microtubule cytoskeleton organization
Cellular component (GO): cytoplasm; microtubule
Molecular function (GO): structural constituent of cytoskeleton; GTP binding
Source: RefSeq, a predicted model, not a curated record
UUCGCAGCAUGCAAUGGAUCAUAUAUAAUAUGGGAACAAGGUGAAUUGCAUUAAAAAAAUAUAUUUACAAGCGCUGAUCAUGUAUUUAACUAAAAAUUACAAUGAAUAAUGUUUUAUGAAGAUAAGGAACUAAGAUAGAUAAAAGCAAUAAAUGAAAAAAAUUAUGAAACUUCUAUAACUAUGUAGAUAAGCUUAUCGUGUAAUAUAAUGUGAUCUAAUAUAAUGUAACAUGAACAUAAUGUAAUGAACAUAUGUUUACCAUUUUAUCAAGGUUUUCGUGUUUUAUUCAAUGAAAAUAUCAAUUAAAGAAUAUAUAUGAUGACUUUCAACUUUCCUUUUUUUUGUUAUUUUCAUUACACAAUUUCGUUGUCCAGACAACUGAAGUAAAUUGUCACAGGAUUUUUCUUGGGUAGCGGAUGACUGACUUCCAAAAUUUCUUGUAAUUAAGAAAAAUCUUUAAUUCUUUUUCGGUUCGACAAUCCAAGAAAAUUUCAAAUAAUAUUUCAAGAUAUACGUGUUAUUCUAAAGUAAUCAAAAUGGUAUGACGUAAAUGAAAUUCAUGAUACUCUAUUACACAAGCAAUAUAUCUCUUUUUAACAAUGUUCAGUACAAUGUAAAAUGAAUUACAUAUGUUUAUUUUCAAGUUUCAAACGAUGUAAAGCAUUUUUUGAUUGCAGAAGACUAUUUUUAUUCAAUUGUUAAUCGUUAACGGAAGUUAUAAAUUUUGCUUCAGCGUGAGUGUAUUUCAAUGCACGUUGGUCAAGCAGGUGUUCAAAUGGGUAAUGCGUGUUGGGAAUUGUAUUGUUUGGAACAUGGAAUUCAACCGGAUGGAACGAUACCAUCAGACAAAGUGUCCGGGACAAACGAUUGUUUUAAUACCUUUUUCAAUGAAACCAGUUCUGGCAAGAUGGUACCGCGUGCUGUGAUGGUUGACUUAGAGCCUACGGUCGUUGACGAAGUAAGGAUAGGACGUUACAAGCAAUUAUAUCACCCCGAACAAUUAAUCACGGGUAAAGAAGAUGCUGCAAACAAUUAUGCUCGUGGUCAUUAUUCCAUUGGUAGGGAAGUAAUAGACUCUGUAAUGGAUCGGGUGAGAAGGUUGACGGAUCAAUGUACUGGACUUCAAGGAUUCUUCGUCUUCCAUUCGUUUGGAGGAGGCACCGGGUCGGGAUUCACUUCGUUGCUUAUGCAAAAACUGUCCGAUGAUUAUGGAAAAAAGAGCAAAUUAGAAUUUGCCGUAUAUCCAGCACCACAAGUGUCUACCGCCGUCGUAGAACCAUACAACUCGAUUCUGACAACUCACACUACAAUCGGUCAUUCGGAUUGCGCGUUUAUGGUGGAUAACGAAGCGAUUUAUGAUAUAUGUAGACGGAAGCUUGGUAUCGAGCGGCCUUCAUAUGCGAAUCUGAAUCGCCUUAUCAGCCAAGUGGUAUCAUCGAUAACUGCCUCUUUGAGAUUCGAUGGUGCUCUGAACGUAGAUCUAACGGAAUUUCAAACGAACUUAGUACCAUAUCCUAGGAUUCAUUUCCCACUGGCGACUUAUGCGCCGGUGGUUUCGGCUGAUAAAGCUUUCCACGAAGGGAUGUCCGUAGCAGAAAUAACGUCCGAAUGCUUCGAGGCAUCCAAUCAAAUGGUCAAAUGCGAUCCUCGAGAAGGAAAAUAUAUGGCCUGCUGCCUGCUUUAUCGCGGGGAGGUGGUACCAAAGGAUGUGAACGCGGCAAUUGCGGCUAUGAAAAGGAAAAGUUGUAUACGUUUUGUUGAUUGGUGUCCGACUGGUUUUAAGGUCGGCAUCAAUUAUCAACCACCUACUGUUGUUCCGGGUGGAGACCUCGCCAAGGUUCAAAGGGCGGUUUCAAUGUUGUCGAACACAACAGCUAUCGAGGAAGCCUGGUCUAAAUUAAAUUACAAGUUCGAUCUUAUGUAUCACAAGCGAGCAUUCGUUCAUUGGUACGUCGGAGAAGGUAUGGAGGAAGGUGAGUUUGCAGAAGCGCGUGAUGAUCUUGCCGCAUUAGAGAGAGACUACGAAGAAGUCGCACUCGAAUCGUCAACCACACCAGAUGCUUCGUUGGAAUAUUAAUACAUAUAAAUGCACGUAAUCCGUGCAAGUAUUUCGGCAUUUUUCAGCUACCCAACAAAAGGACUUAUGCAUGAUCAAAUUAAUUGUAUGUACAAAGAGACUGGUGUUUUAUAUUACGCUUCUUAUGUCUUGUGAUUUGUUUAUUUAUUUUCAUCUUUUUAAUAAAAUUAUUUUUUUAUAACAUUUAUUUAAAAAAUAUAUUAAUAAAAUAAACAAAAAUAUAUUCCCCCAGUUAGCUUUGAAGUUUUGGGUGAUGUAUAAUUAAAUUAAAAAUAAAUUUCUAUGUACUAGAAACAGUAUUUUUACCUCAAAAAAAUAAAACUCAUAAAUUAUAACAUACUUUCUGUUUUCGUAAAUAGUAGAAGUGGAAUUUAUUCAAAAUUCCAAAUCAGUAUAAUUAUUGCACUAACAAUAAGUACGUGGAUAUAGUGAUUUAUCACUUUCGCAAAACAAGAUAUUUAAAUUAUCUGAAGACAAUAUUAUCGUGUUAUUACUUGUAAAGAAUAUAUCUUAUAUAUAUACAACAUUCACAAGUAAAUGUAGUAACUUUACCGAAUAUACUUAACGAAAAUAACUUUCUUUUAAUGAUAAUGUACUGUAUCACAAAAAAACUUUUGUGACAUCUUAUCAUUAUUAUAUUUAUAUUU